Molecule: messenger RNA, 720 nt
Organism: Lotus japonicus
Lineage: Eukaryota; Viridiplantae; Streptophyta; Magnoliopsida; Fabales; Fabaceae
Exons: 1
Coding region: 1-720 (239 amino acids)
Source: RefSeq, a predicted model, not a curated record
AUGAUAGAACAGAAGAAUCUGGUUUUACAAAAAGCUAUUCCCAACCCUAGCAAUAGAGGGAGUGGAUAUUAUAGGAAUAAUCCUUUUAAUAAGGUUGUGACUGUUGAAUCAAAGUCAUUGGGAGAUAAGAAAACAGAAACUGGUUCUAGUAGUAGUGCUAAUACUGCUAAUGUAGCUCCUGCUUUGAGAAGUGGAGAUUAUAGGCAAUUGUCUAGUGCAGAAAUGAAAGAAAAAAGGGAAAAAAGGCUAUGUUUCAGGUGUGAUGAGCCUUUCAGUAGGGAACAUAGAUGCAAGAAUAAGCAUCUAAGAAUGGUGAUUAUGGAGGAAGAAGAAGAAGAGGAAUUGGCAGUUCCUGGAGAAGAAGACAAAAGUAUGAAAUCCUUGCAAUUAUCACGUCAUUCCAUAGCUGGUUUUACUUCUGCAAAGUCUUGGAAGGUGAGGGGAUUCAUCAAUGGCCAGGAAGUAGUAAUCCUCAUAGAUUGUGGAGCUUCCCACAAUUUUGUUUCACAUGAAUUAGUGGCCUCCCUGCAACUGCACAUUAGCCCUACAGCAAGUUAUACUGUGGAAGUGGGGGAUGGAUACAAGGUAAGAUGUCAAGGCAAGUGUGAGGGGUUGAUGGUGGACAUUCAAGGGAUUCAGUUCCAGCAGGAAUAUUACUUGUUUGGGUUACAAGGCAUUGAUUUGGUGCUAGGCCUUGAAUGGUUGGCCAGCUUAGGAUAA